AUGGACUCUCCAGAUAGUUUGUUGGGACAGAUAGAUAUUCUUAUUACACGAUACGGCUCUAAGCCAAGGGUACCAAGUCGUAAAGCAAGAAGUGUCAGCAGUUUGGCUGCUCCAAGGAAUGUCGAAGUCACCAACAGUGCUGAUGCGCAAUAUUAUGGUCGAAUCGCUUUGGGAACACCGCCGCAAAGCUUUCUGGUUCAGUUUGAUACUGGAUCAGCAAAUCUCUGGCUUCCCUCGACGCGAUGCUCGGAUCCAGCCUGUGUAAAGCAUUCUCAGUUCAAUCGAUUGCUUUCAUCCACCUGGACUUCACUCACGCAAACGUUUUCCAUUCAAUAUGGAACAGGAUCGCUUAGUGGUGUCAUGUCCUCUGAUACCUUUUAUAUGGCUGGUCUGACUGUCACAAACCAAAGCUUUGCCGAGUCUGUAUCUCAGCCAGGCACGACAUUCAUCAACACAAAGUAUGAUGGAGUUCUUGGAUUAGGCAUGCGCGAAAUUUCAAUCAAUAAUGUAGCAACACCAAUGGAAAAUAUGCAUGCGCAAGGUUUGAUACCAGCUGGAGUAUUUGGAUUAUAUCUUACCAAGAACAGUGCACCAGGUUCGGUAUUGACAAUUGGUGGAUAUGAUCCAAGCCAUGUUGAUGGAUCCAUUACAUGGCUGCCACUGUCCAAACGACAAUUUUGGCAAGUGGGGUUAACCUCGGUAACCUUUAAUGGCACAACUCUCAUACAAAAUGCACAAGCCGUGUUUGAUAGUGGGACGUCGCUUAUAGCCAUCCCAACAGUAUCUGCGACACUGAUCCACCAACAACUUGGUGCGAUUCCAUAUCAAAACGGACUUCAGUUGAUACCGUGCACAGGACUGCCUUCAGUUACCUUUAUGUUGAACAAUGUGUCAUUUACGCUGCGCAACGAAGACUAUGUGAUUCCAUUUGGAUUUGGAUACUGCGUGUCAGCAUUUGUUGGACUAGAUAUGCAUGGGUUUUGGAUAUUGGGCGAUUCGUUUAUGAAGCUGUACUAUACUAUUUUUGAUUCUGAUAACAAUCGCAUUGGAAUUGCCAAUUCACGAUGA
Messenger RNA from Batrachochytrium dendrobatidis JAM81, 1068 nucleotides. RefSeq lists its product as uncharacterized. NCBI's taxonomy places the organism in Eukaryota, Fungi, Chytridiomycota, Chytridiomycetes, Rhizophydiales. The record is from RefSeq and is a predicted model, not a curated record. The transcript is spliced from 3 exons. Gene Ontology annotation, biological process: proteolysis. The coding region runs from base 1 to 1068 and encodes 355 amino acids. Gene Ontology annotation, molecular function: aspartic-type endopeptidase activity.